AUGGCUUCGAACGGUAUCCCUGCGACGACCAAGCGGUUGAUCGCCUGUUGCGAUGGCACCUGGAUGGACAGCGACAAUGGCUACGAGGAGCCUGGGUUGUUGACGGGAGAGGGAACCCUCCAGGUGCCUUCCAACGUCACACGCAUCUCUCGCUGCUUCAAGCGGAGGUGCAGCGACGGGAAGCUCCAGAUCAUCAACUAUGAGUCUGGCGUCGGCACGGGCAGCAACAUGCUUGACAGCAUCACGGGAGGAGCGUUUGGCCUGGGUCUGUCAGAGCGCAUGAGAGAGACGUACUCCUACCUAUGCGCCAACUAUACCGACGGGGAUGAGAUCAUCCUGGUUGGUUACUCCCGAGGUGCUUUCACGGUGCGUUCGGUGGCCGGCAUGGUUGGUGCUCUUGGUCUCCUGACCCGUGAAGGAGUCGAGCACUUUUACCCCAUCUUCAAGGACAUGCAGCACUGGAUGGACGAUGACUACGAGGAUCCGUUCCCAAACAUUCCCUUCCCCAACAAGCCCAAGGGAAAGGAUGCUGCGACAGUGUAUCGAGCCCAGCUGGAGAAGCUGGGUUACACUCGUGUGAGACAUGACAACGGACAGGGUGAUCUGAUCAAGAUCAAGGCCGUCUGUGUGUGGGAUACCGUGGGCAGUCUUGGAAUCCCACGUUGGCACGACACGAGCUUGUCGGAUAAGAUCGAGCAUGCUUUCCAGGCACUGGCUCUGGAUGAGACGCGCCCACCAUUCAGCCCGGCUGUUUGGGAGAGACGCCCUGAGAACAGACUCACGACGGAUCUCAGGCAGGUCUGGUUUCCUGGUAACCACGCCAACUGUGGCGGUGGAUGGGAGGACCAAGGUAUCGCCAACUGUACUCUCGCAUGGAUGAUGGAUCAACUGGCUUCAGUCGGUGUCGAGUUUGACUUGCCGUCAUUGGAGCGUUGUUUCCAGCAAACUGCAGACUUCUACAAGGCAUCCCACGCCAAAGCCCAAAAGACCAAGCAAAAGAAGAAGAAGGGUGUCCCAGACAAGUGGGCAAUCAGCCCCAUCUUUGACAACAACCACCCCUUCAGGCCCUGGGGACUGGGUUCCAUUAACAAGCCCUCCAGCCUCCUGUACAAGCUCUCGGGCCAGACGGUCCGCACGCCGGGCCUGUACAGGCCGACAGACCCCAAGACCAAGCUCGACGAGGCUAGGUUUCUCCAGGACACCAACGAGCGCAUCCACAGCACGGUGCGCAUCCGUCUCGCGUGUCAGGGUCUCGGUUUGAAUGACAAGACUGUAUGGGAUUGUCCAUCACUGCUCAAGAGCUGGAAGGUGAAGCGCACACAGGAAAAGUACCAAGAUCCUGUGCCAUUCCACCCCGGCUGGGACCCAGAGGGUGAAGAGGACGACAUGGGAGAUCCCAAUGGCUGGAGCAAAGGUCGAUGGGUUUGGGAGUACGUCGGUAGCGAGGGUAACGCACCGACUGACAAGAGGCAGCGGAUCAUGGUUGAAGAGCCACUGGGACCAUAUGAGCGGCAUCUACUGAGACUUUCAGCCGGUUCACCGAAUGUAUUCCAUUUCUCGGAUACAAAGGAGGACUGA
Fusarium vanettenii 77-13-4 is the source of this 1578-nucleotide messenger RNA. RefSeq lists its product as uncharacterized. NCBI's taxonomy places the organism in Eukaryota, Fungi, Ascomycota, Sordariomycetes, Hypocreales, Nectriaceae. The record is from RefSeq and is a predicted model, not a curated record. Bases 1 to 1578 code for a protein of 525 amino acids. The transcript is spliced from 4 exons.